AUGAACGCACACGUGCAGGAACCGACGAAGAAAGAUGCAGCUGUUGCUAACAAGCAUACCGGAUUUCCCGAACCCUUCAGUGAAGACCGAAAUACCACGCUCCCGCAUCCAGAGGCAGAUACAUCUCCAAAUGCCACGAUUGAAGCUCCAGAUGUCGACUUGACACGAACACACUCCCGCAGCUCGUUCCUCCACCGCAAACAUCACUCGCAUCACCUAUGGAAUUCUCAUGAUACGCCUGAGAAGAUGGGUCUUUACGACAACAUCACAUACGCAGACGAUGACACUGAAACUCUUGCCCCCGAACAUAUCGAGAAGGCGAACGGUGUUGAUGGUAUACACGAAGAGGUCGAGCAGAAGAAAGGUCUUUUGAAGAAGUUGGUUAUGCAUAAGGCGUGA
Molecule: messenger RNA, 399 nt
Organism: Mollisia scopiformis
Lineage: Eukaryota; Fungi; Ascomycota; Leotiomycetes; Helotiales; Mollisiaceae
Exons: 2
Coding region: 1-399 (132 amino acids)
Source: RefSeq, a predicted model, not a curated record